GAUUUUGCCACCUAAUUUUUCUUUUUUGUUUUGUUGUCAUGUGAAUUGUCUCCAUUAAUAUUUGUGGUUCGCUUUAUUACUUAACUAUUUUCUGAGGUAUAUUUUUUUUGUAAAAAACGAAUUAUAGAUCUGUCAUCCUUGUAUAACCAUCUGGUGUCUACAUAAGUUUGAUAUCUAACACCAAGGCCAGACAAUGAUUGUAUAACCAUCUGGUGUCCGUAUAAGCUUUGAAAAUGUCAUCCUUUUGCAAGCGAUCAAAUAUCUUCUAGCAUUAUUAUUCAGAUGGCAAGACUGGUCGCCAGAAGCUACUCAAGCAGAAAGGAUGUGUUGUUUGCAUCACGGGCCUUUAGUGCUUCAAAUAACCAAACCUUGCUUUCUCUCAAACUAGUUUGUUGUGUUAUAGAACAAAAGGAAGAAAAUUACAGAUUGUUACAGUAUUCCUGGAAGAAAUACUUCCAUUGCUGGACCAUGGGUUACUUAAUAAGUAGAAUUUUUGGGCUCCUAAUAAAGUACCAUAAUGUUUUGUUAGGACUAUGUUUUUAUGCAGCAUAAUCAGGUUAUGAAGCACGAAUUGUACAUCAGCUUUCAGGUGCCAAGUUCAUUCCGACAUUAAAGUAUCCCCUACAUUGGACUUGAAGGACGAUAGCAAAUCUGAAACUUGGAGGAUCAAGAUGCUCUAUGACGGUGAUUGCGCUCUCUGUAUGCGUGAGGUAAACAUGCUGAGGGAAAGAAACAAAUCCUAUGGGGCAAUAAAGUUUGCUGACAUAAGCUCUAAAGAUUACUCUCCAGAUGACAAUGAAGGCCUUGAUUAUGAAAUUAUGUGUAUCACUUCAAUUUAUUUGACUUUUCUUGCUCACCCACUCUAUGAUUUCUCGUAGUGAAAUUGGUCAUGUCGUGUUUUGUUUCCCAAAGGCUAUGGUGUAAACAUUGCUUUGGUCAUGUCGUAUUUUGUUUCUCAAACUGAUUUCUAUCAAACACCAGGGCAUCCGAAGCGGAGUCGUCGGAGGACUUGGUUACGACUUCUCGUUCUUGAUGCUGUUCUUCACGUAUGGCCUUUGCUUCUACGUCGGUGCGCAGUUUGUGCGCCAGGGGAAAACUACCUUUCUAGAUGUUUUCAAGGGUUUUUUCGCGUUAGUUCUGGCAGCUAUUGGAGUCCCGCAGGCGAGUGCGCUGGCUUCUGAUGCGACCAAAGCAAGGGACUCUGCUAUUUCCAUCUUCGGCGUUCUGGACAGGGAGUCCAAAAUUGACUCCAGCAGCGGCGACGGGAUGACGUUGGAGAAUGUCAGUGGCAACAUCGAUUUCAGCAACGUCAGCUUCAAGUACCCACUGCGUCCUGACGUCCAGAUAUUCAGCAACUUCACCUUGUGCAUUCCUGGAAAGGAUUCCGGCUCUCAUCAAGUGACUCCUCCCCCUCACGUUGACUUUGCGGACAGAUGUCUCAAUUCUAGUGGUGGAGCUACGAACAACAAUCCAAUGUCCUGAUCGAGAGCGAUGGAGCUAAUGUUUGAACUUGUGCGUUUGAACUUGUGAACUAUGGAUGAGAACUUGUGUGAAUUUGUGAACUUAUGUAUUUGGACUUAUGUGAAUUUGCGAACUUAUAUAUAUGGACUUAUGUGAAUUUGUGAUAUGAACAUAUAUCAAUGUAUUUGAAAUCUGUAUUGUAUGUGAUAUAUUGUGUUGCAUGUGAUAUUAUGUGUGUCUAAUUUUU
Molecule: messenger RNA, 1708 nt
Organism: Zea mays
Lineage: Eukaryota; Viridiplantae; Streptophyta; Magnoliopsida; Poales; Poaceae
Product: ABC transporter B family member 9-like
Exons: 4
Coding region: 1033-1482 (149 amino acids)
Biological process (GO): oligopeptide export from mitochondrion
Cellular component (GO): mitochondrial inner membrane
Molecular function (GO): ABC-type oligopeptide transporter activity; ATP binding
Source: RefSeq, a predicted model, not a curated record